Molecule: messenger RNA, 2217 nt
Organism: Prunus dulcis (almond)
Lineage: Eukaryota; Viridiplantae; Streptophyta; Magnoliopsida; Rosales; Rosaceae
Exons: 3
Coding region: 1-2217 (738 amino acids)
Molecular function (GO): nucleic acid binding; RNA-DNA hybrid ribonuclease activity
Source: RefSeq, a predicted model, not a curated record
AUGACAAUACCUAAGACGGUCAAGGAUAUCCAAAGCCUUACAGGGCGUGUUGCUGCCCUGACCAGAUUUAUCUCCAAGGCCACUGACCGCUGCGCCCCAUUCUUCAAGGCCCUUAAGGGCACUAAGCGAAACAUCACCUGGACUGCUGAGUGUGAGACAGCUUUCAGCGAGCUCAAGGAGUACAUGGGCCGAGCCCCUUUAUUGUCAACACCUGAGCACGGAGACAUCCUCGUGGUUUAUCUCUCCGUCUCAGCUUCGGCCGUUAGCUCAGUGCUCAUUCGAUCGAAGGACAACGCGGAGCACCCAGUGCAUUAUGUUAGUAAGGCAUUGCAAGAUGCAGUUCGAUACCCAGACAUCGAAAAAUUGGCGUUCGCCCUGGUGUUGCAGAAGCCAGAAACCUCUGGGAGACUGGUUAAAUGGGCUAUUGAACUUGGCGAGUUUGAUAUUCAUUACAAACCCCGCCCGGCUAUGAGGGGGCAGGCCGUUGCUGACUUCUUAUCUGAAUUCACGGAGCCCCAAGCUUCUGCAGCUACCCAGCUCAUAACCGAACCCAAUCCCUCUCCGAGCCAGGACCAAACCCCCACCAAAAACACUCUCGACCUAACCCAGCCCCUGUGGACCUUAUUCGUGGAUGGCUCUUCUAAUGCCCAGGGGUGUGGGGCCGGCCUCGUUCUCGUCUCCCCAGACAAGGUUGCCCUCGAGUACGCCCUCCGCUUCAAUUUUCAAGCCUCCAACAAUGAGGCCGAAUAUGAAGCACUCUUAGCUGGUCUUCGCCUAGCCAAAGAGAUGGACGCCAGGCAAAUUCAGAUCUUCAGCGAUUCACAACUCGUGGUCCACCAGGUCAACCAGGACUUCACGGCUAAGGAUGCCUCUAUGACGGCUUACCUCCAGCACGCUCGGCACUUGCUGGCAACCUUCCACGCCCACUCUAUCAAGCAAGUGCCGCGCUCAGAGAAUAGCCAUGCCGAUGCACUAGCCAGGUUGGCCUCAGCCUUGGAGCAAGGAAUGGGUCGCCACAUCCACAUCGAGUUUUUGGCCCAGCCCAGCACACAAGCCCCACUCAUCUGCACUAUUGAUCACAGCCCUACAUGGAUGGACCCCAUCCUCCAGUUCUUGCAGAACCAAACACUACCGGCUAACCCAGCCGAGGCACGACGCGUUCGCCAUCGCUCUGCCCGUUACCUGAUCAUUAACGGCUCCUUAUAUAAGCGGGGCUUCAGCCUUCCUUACCUCCGAUGCCUGACUCCAGAAGAGGGUCACUAUGUCCUCCGAGAAAUCCAUGAAGGCAUCUGCGGUAACCACUCGGGCGCACGCUCGCUAGCCCAUAAGGCAAUCCGCCAAGGAUACUUCUGGCCUUCACUCCACACGGACGCCCAGGCCUUCACCCAGAAAUGCGACAAGUGUCAGCGAUUUGCCAACAUCCCACAACUCCCGGCUGAACCGUUGACCGCCAUGGUCAGCCCUUGGCCAUUUGCCCAAUGGGGACUGGAUCUCAUUGGACCUAUGCCAGAGGGCAAGGGCCAGGUCAAAUAUGCAGUUGUGGCCGUUGACUACUUCACCAAGUGGGCUGAAGCCGAGGCCCUGGCCACUAUCACCGCGGCUCGCAUCGAAUCUUUUAUUCGUCUAUGCUUCGCCUCCCCAGCCCAUCCUCAGUCCAAUGGCCAGGUCGAAGCCGUGAACAAAAUUAUCAAGAAGACCCUCAAGACAAAACUUGACAAAGCCAAGGGCUGCUGGCCAGAACUACUCCUGGAAGUACUCUGGUCCUACCGCACCACCUUCCGCACAUCCACGGGUGAGACGCCAUUCUCCCUAUCAUUUGGAACCGAGGCCGUGGCUCCGGUAGAGAUUGGCCAGCCCACAUACCGAACGUCCACUUACGACGCCACGGCCAAUGACGAGCAGUUGGCACUCAACCUCGACUUCAUUGACGAGCUCCGGGACCAAUCGAGCAUGCGCAAUGUCGCGUACAAACAACGCAUCGCCAAAUACUACGACUCCCGAGUCAAGCCCCGUGCUUUCAAAAUGGGGGACUGGGUCAUGCGCAAGGUUUCCUUGGCUACCAAAAAUCCCAACGAAGGUACCCUCGGCCCUACAUGGGAAGGUCCUUACGAGAUUAUCAAAAUCUGCCGCCCCGGCACUUAUCAGCUUCGCGACUCAACAGGCAAGACGCUGCCUCACCCGUGGAACGCUGACCACCUCAAGUACUAUUACAAGUAA